AUGGCCACUUCACCAUCCGACGCUCCACCCAAAUCCACACGAACUCAGGCAGCCAACGAUGACACGAGCUCGAUCACGGAUGACGUGCGCGGAGCAGAAUACUACCAUGGACUCGUGCCCCGCACCGACGUCGAGCCAUUGCUCAAGAAGGACGGAGAUUUCCUGUUGCGCAAGACUGAGCACACUCCUGGCGUGAUCGUGCUGGCCAUCUCGGUUCGUGUCGGGACGGCGGUGCGCCACUUCAUGAUCAAUCAGGACCCGAGCGGCACCUUCUACUUGGAGGGCCAUCACGAAAAGUCCAUUUCGGAGCUCAUCAAUUGGCACAGGACGACAAAGACACCGCUGUCCGCCACCUCAAACGCCGUGCUGAAGCGACCGGUGGAGAGGACGGCCUGGCUGCUCAACCACGAUUCCAUCACUCUCGUCAAGAAGCUCGGCGAGGGCGCUUUUGGGGAGGUGUUCCUGGCGGAAUACGCGCUGGGCAAGGACAAGCAAGAGGUGGCCGUGAAGACGAUGCGCACCGAGGUGACGCGCGAGGCCCGGCUCAAAUUUAUGAAGGAGGCCAGGCUGAUGAGGAAGUACAGCCACAAACACGUCGUCAAGAUUCUGGGCGUGGCCGUGCACGAGCACCCGCUGAUGCUCGUGAUGGAGGUGUGCCCUGGGGGUUCGCUGCUGUCCUAUCUGCGGAAGAAUAAGGGCAAAAUGGAUGGCGCCAUCAGGAUUCGAUUUGCCACGGAGGCGGCCGACGGGCUGUGGUACUUGGAGAAGCAGUGUUGCAUUCAUCGCGAUAUUGCCGCUCGGAACUGUCUCCUCAGCAGCAAGUCGGAGGUGAAGAUCUCCGAUUUCGGCAUGUCAGACGACAAGAAGAUUGUACACGACGAUACUCUCGACAAAGUGCCCGUGAAGUGGUUGGCCCCCGAGACGCUGCAGGACAAGCUGUACUCGCUGAAGACGGAUGUGUGGAGCUACGGUGUGUUGGUGUGGGAGAUCUACGCCGACGGCUCGGAGCCCUACCCUGGGUUGUCCAACAUCCAGACCCGUGCCAAGAUCAUCGUCCAGAACUACCGGAUGGAGAUGCCGAAGGAUUGCCCGCCGAGCGUCGCCAAGCUCAUCUACCAGUGCUGGGAGAAGGAGUCGAAGGCCCGGCCGGAGAUGGGCAAGAUCUACCGCUCGCUCAAGGAGAUCAAGGAGCGAUCGACCCGCCAA
This is a messenger RNA of Mesorhabditis spiculigera, 1206 nucleotides long. The record is from the annotation of a GenBank genome assembly. Lineage: Eukaryota; Metazoa; Nematoda; Chromadorea; Rhabditida; Rhabditidae.